Molecule: messenger RNA, 1533 nt
Organism: Diospyros lotus (date-plum)
Lineage: Eukaryota; Viridiplantae; Streptophyta; Magnoliopsida; Ericales; Ebenaceae
Product: MADS-box protein JOINTLESS-like
Exons: 8
Coding region: 200-880 (226 amino acids)
Biological process (GO): positive regulation of transcription by RNA polymerase II
Cellular component (GO): nucleus
Molecular function (GO): DNA-binding transcription factor activity, RNA polymerase II-specific; RNA polymerase II cis-regulatory region sequence-specific DNA binding; protein dimerization activity
Source: RefSeq, a predicted model, not a curated record
GGACUGCUUAAAUUAACUUUCUUUCUAUCUUUCUUCCUUCCUUGAGCCGUAGCUUUGUUGUGGUUUUCGCUGCUAGUGCUGAGUCAAUCAGCUCAGCUGCUCUUUUUUGCUUUCAUCUCCCUCUCUCUCUCUCUCUCUCUCCCUCCCUCCCUCUCCUCUCUCUUUCUCUCUCUCCCGGGUCGGUCUCAUAUCCUUCUUGAUGAUCAGUUUGUCGGAAGUUAAAAUGGUGAGGCAAAGAAUCCAGAUCAAGAAGAUCGACAACGUGUCGGCGAGGCAGGUGACCUUCUCCAAAAGAAGAAGAGGGCUUUUCAAGAAGGCCCAAGAGCUCUCAACUCUCUGCGAUGCUGAGGUUGCUCUCCUUGUUUUCUCUUCAACCGACAAGCUCUUCAAGUUCUCCAGCUCAAGUAUGGAGCAGGUAAUUGAGAGGCAUAGUCGAGAGAAUCUUGGGAAACUAAAUGAUCAACCUUCUCUGGAGCUUCAACUCGAAAGUGGUCCAUUUGCAACGUUAAGCAAGCAACUUGAAGAUAAGAGUCGUAAAUUGAGCCAGCUUAGAGGAGAAGAGCUCAAUGGGCUUAAUUUUGAAGAGCUAAAGCAACUAGAGAAAUUGGUCCAAGGAGGAUUACACCGUGUUUUAAGAGCAAAGGGUGACAAAAUUGAGAAAGAAAUGAUUGCCCUCAAGAGAAAGGAAGCCAGACUGAUGGAAGAGAAUUUAUGCUUGAAACGGCAAAUUGAAGUCUUGACGACUGGGCAAACGCAUGAACAGUCAUCAGAAUCCCCCGCCAACACUCCUGGUAGCUCAGCCGCCCCCUCUGAAGAUUGUCAGAGCUCUGACACUAACUCCCUCCUCGAACUCAGCCUAGCUUUUCGGAAAUGGAUUUGACGCGGGCGCAGGCAGCGAUCUUUCUCACUGAGUCGCAGCAUUAUGUCCAUCAUCAGAUCCUACGUACGUAAAAGGACUUUCUUUGCUCCCAGCUAGUUUCUUUACUGUAUUUGUUUUGUGCCAUAAAUUCUGAUUCUGCUGCACUUUGUAGGGUCUGCAACAGUGAUUUUAUAAGGUUUAAUUCUGAUAAUGAAUAUAUCAGCUACCUAAGUUCCCACUCCAAGUAUCCUCCUAGACACGGUUGACUCAAAAGGAGCUUGUAUUAUAAGGUGAUCCAAUUAAUAAUAUGUCUCAUCUGCUUGGGAGUUUAACUCGCUUUAGGAAAACCUAAUCAACUAUACUAUAUAUGGUUUCCUGCAACUUGCAUGUACUGUCGAGAAAACAGCAGAAAAAAGACAUGAAACUGGAUAAGAAAGAAAAGAAGGGAACCCUUUUUGGGAUUACAGAUGGCAGUGCUUGAUAUAAAGAAGCGUUUUUAUCAUGGCUUAUGUGUUGAUGAAAACAAAAUUAUGUUUUUACGUACCUUGAUAGGCUGAUGGUGAUUCUUUGCAAGAUUUUCACUGUCCCCCAACUUAUCUUAAUUUAUUUUUUAUAGAGAUAACUGGCUAAUCAUCCUGCCCUGGAACUCCAUUUGUCAGGAGCCAAAGCACCAG